This is a messenger RNA of Calliphora vicina (urban bluebottle blowfly), 3674 nucleotides long. RefSeq names its product apoptosis-resistant E3 ubiquitin protein ligase 1. NCBI's taxonomy places the organism in Eukaryota, Metazoa, Arthropoda, Insecta, Diptera, Calliphoridae. Bases 77 to 2986 code for a protein of 969 amino acids. The record is from RefSeq and is a predicted model, not a curated record. Gene Ontology annotation, cellular component: cytoplasm. Gene Ontology annotation, molecular function: ubiquitin protein ligase activity. Gene Ontology annotation, biological process: protein polyubiquitination; negative regulation of apoptotic process. The transcript is spliced from 9 exons.
UAUAUUUUUGUUUUUGCAGUCGUCGUUGUCUUUGUGUUUGCUGUCGCCGUUUUCUGUUGCCGCAUCUAGUACGAGCAUGUUAAUUAGUACAAUGAAAAUUCUAAUUGCAUUGAUUUUAAGUCUCAUGUUCACAAUUUCACUGCUCAAACUUGUGUUGUUGUUUUGGAACGAGUAUCCAUCAUUGUUGAUGCAUGGAUUUCGCAGCGACCCCGCACUACCCACCGUCGACCUUUGGCUGCAGCAGAAUAAUCUAACGGAUUAUAUACAAUUAUUUCAAGAUAAAGGCAUAUCAUCCCUCUCAAGUUGUGGCGAUCCGGAACGCCUACCAGAACUGCCGCCCGGCGAUGAGCAACGUCUACAAAGAGCCGCUUUACACUUACAACAAAAACUAAUAUUGCGCGAAUGGCUAAAAGAUCAUCGUCUCCAACAUCACUAUCAACGUCUACUCAAUGUAGAAGUAGCUUCCCUCGAAGAUGUCUAUUGGCUGGAGGAUUCCAGAGCCAGUAAGAUAUUAGGCAAAGAUUGGCAAGUAUGGUCACAGGCCAGACAAAAUCUGCCAACCUCCAAGUCUCAGCUAGAUGCCCUAAAGGCACAGCUGUGGUCAACGGUGGUGAAAUCAUCACAGCAUCAAGAUGCUUGGACUUGGGGCGGCAUGCUGGUGGUCUCGGUCUCCGUGGCUGGACUAGUGACACUGGCUGCCAUGACCCAGCCCUCUCUGGCACCAGAAGCUCGCCAUUCUUUGCUGCAGUAUGUAACGGGUAAAUAUCUACUGCCGGCCAAUUGUAAAGUGCAAUGGGACUGGAAAGAUCCGGCUGUGGUGGGUGGUACCAUGUGUUUUGUGGUGCGUUUCUAUCAACGCAAUGGCCAGCCUUAUCCCAUCUGUGAUACAGAUCAAUUCUUUGUUGAGGUUACCGAAGGUACCCGCAAAAUGGUUACCAUCAGUGAAUUGGGUUCACCGACAGAUCCCAACAAUGCUAAUAUAGCCAAAGUCAAAUUUACCGUACGCACGGCGGGUCAAUAUAAAAUAUCGGUAAUGAUUGGCUCCAGCCACAUUGCAGGAUCACCGUUUAUCAAGAAUUUCAUACCGGGCAGCAUAGAUGCCCGACGCUCGAGAUUUAUAAGGCCCGCCAGUACGGUGAUAUGUUGUGCGGGUUCACCGACAUUGUUGCAUAUCGAGCCAAGAGAUGAGUUUGGCAAUGCCUGUCAGUUUGAGGAAAAUGAAGAUCCAGGAAAGGGUUAUCAUGUGGAAAUCUAUGAUUUACAUGGCCAACCUUUGGAAAAGUUACGCAAUGCCAUUGCCUUUUCAUAUGAUCGCGUGAAUGCUCGCGUUGCUGUGACAGCUUUAUUUCCGGAACCCAUUUGCCUGCGUGCUGUUAUUAGUUAUGUGGAACAAAAGCUACCCAAUGGAGACUUUGAUAUUAUAGUAUUAAGCAGUAGUGACACCACAUUGGUGCAUAAAAAUAUCGCUUCGCGCAAACACAAUAUUUGCUACGAAGCAAAACUCUUAAGUAUAUUUGGAGCGACCAAGUCCAAGCCUCGCAAAGUCCUCUGCUAUGUAGGGCCCAAACAAAACUCUUUAAUAUUUCAGGUUACAAUCAAAGAAAUGAUCUUAAAAUUUAUACCCAAACGUAUUGCAACAUUCCGUCUAUGUCCCUCGACCAAAUUUCAUUUUCUACCCCAACUACCCACUCAUGUUCAUGGGCCCAUCUUUAUUAUAGACGAUGGCGCCCAACCCAGAAUAGAAUUAGCCUCACGUGAUCGCAACAUUAUAGCGGCCACUUUUACUCACUUUUUGCUGAAAAAUAUUGGCGGCUCGGAGACGUUUAAAGAUAAACAGGAUUUCUUUUAUCAUGAAGUACGAAAAUUUCAUGCGAAUUAUUAUCACGAGAAAUUGGCACUGAAAGUACUGAGAGAGAAGAUAUUAGAGAGCAGCAUGAAGUCUACGAAAAAUUUCUCCGUUUCGGAUUGGUGUGGCAAUUUUGAGGUGACGUUUCAGGGAGAACAAGGCAUUGAUUGGGGAGGCUUACGACGCGAAUGGUUUGAACUUAUAUGCAGUGCUUUAUUUGAUCCCCGUGGUGGUUUAUUUUGUAGUUUCCAUGACAAGCACCAGGCCUUGGUGCAUCCCAAUCCCCAUAGGCCGGCUCAUUUAAAACUAAAGCAUUUUGAGUUUGCUGGCAAAAUAGUGGGCAAGUGCUUAUAUGAAAGUGCCUUAGGAGGUAGCUACCGCCAGCUGGUGAGAGCUCGUUUCACCAGAUCCUUCUUGGCACAACUUAUAGGUUUAAGAGUACAUUAUAAGUAUUUCGAACAAGAUGAUCCUGAUUUAUAUCUUUCGAAAAUCAAAUAUAUACUGGAUACCGAUUUGGAUACUACCGAUUCUUUGGAAUUAUAUUUUGUGGAGGAGAUUUAUGAUUCCAGUGGACAAUUGACCAAAACUUUGGAACUCAUACCCAAUGGCUCUAAAGUGAGAGUAACAAAUUCUAGUAAAAAUCAAUAUUUGGAUGCUUUGGCCCAACAAAGACUUUGCAAUAGUGUUAAGGAUGAGGUGGAUAGCUUUUUAAAGGGUUUAAAUGGCAUUAUACCAGACAACCUUUUAAGUAUAUUUGAUGAAAAUGAAUUGGAACUUUUAAUGUGCGGUACUGGAGAGUAUUCUAUAGCCGAUUUCAAGGCCCAUCAUAUAGCCAAUGGUAAUUCCUCAGAAUUCCGGCGAGUUUUAGCCUGGUUUUGGGCGGGUGUUAGUAAUUUCAGUCAAACUGAAAUGGCACGGCUCUUACAAUUUACAACAGGCUGCUCACAACUGCCACCAGGAGGUUUUCAAGAACUAAAUCCACAAUUUCAAAUAACAGCAGCCCCAACAUUUGGCAAUCUACCAACAGCACAUACCUGUUUCAAUCAACUUUGUUUGCCGGACUAUGAGAGUUACGAACAGUUUGAGAAGGCCUUGCUGUUGGCUAUAAGCGAAGGCACCGAAGGCUUUGGCAUGGUCUAAAAAUGCUUAUAUAUACAUUAGAUAUUAAGGAUUUGUGAUCUCGUUUUUGGAGUUCUAAAUAAGUGUGUGUUCCUUAAGUUUAAUUUGUAGUUACUAGCGUACAAAAAUGCUUUAAAUUAGUUGUUUAAGCAAAAGACAAAAAAAACAAACAAACAAUUUUUAAGAUUUUGUAUUAGAAAAAAUCUUAAACGCUUUUUUGCUGUAAGAAAUUUUAAGGCUCUAAAACUUAAAUAGGAUUAAAAAUAUAAAACAAAAAACUGAAAAAUACUUAAAAUAACUGAUAAAAUUUAUUUAUAAUAAUCGUUUUAAAAGCAAUACAUACGUAAUUUAAUAAAAAAAACACAAUAUUUUUUUUUGGACAUAAAAAACAUUUUCAAAAACUACACGUCCUUGAAAACUUUAUUUUUAAAACAAACCUGUAUUUAUCAAAACUCGAUAUUUUAAAUAAAACCUAAUAAAUUGAAAUCAUAAGUAGACAACUAACUCAAACUAAGUAAAUUUCGUAUAGUCUUUGAUCGUUUAAGUACACCUAGAGAAAACAAAAUCGUAUCAACAGCAAAUAUUGUGAUAAAUUGUAAAGAUACACAUAACGCAAUAUUAAAUUACUUUCAAAUUUAAUUUAUUUAAAACAUAAUAUGUAUAUUUUGUAGCCUCUUAUUUUUCAAAUCUCCUCCUUUCUUUCCUACAA